Pollicipes pollicipes is the source of this 2731-nucleotide messenger RNA. RefSeq names its product heparanase. Gene Ontology annotation, cellular component: membrane; extracellular matrix. Bases 1 to 1482 code for a protein of 493 amino acids. Lineage: Eukaryota; Metazoa; Arthropoda; Thecostraca; Pollicipedomorpha; Pollicipedidae. The transcript has 8 exons. Gene Ontology annotation, molecular function: hydrolase activity, acting on glycosyl bonds. The record is from RefSeq and is a predicted model, not a curated record.
AUGUGGAUGUGUGUGCUCGUCGUCGUGGCAACCGCUGGGUUCUGUCCGGCGGUGGCCGGUGCUCGCGAGCACGCGGGGAGCACGUCCAAGGUCCGUCUGCAUCGCAAGCUGGCAAACAUCGUGCGCGACGACUUCCUCAGUUUUGCCAUCGACGAUGGCAUUGCCAAAAAGAACUGGGAGCACCUGGACCUAAGCUCCGAGAGGUUGAAGUCCCUCGUCCGAGUACUCCUCCCGGCCGUCCUCCGCUUCGGAGGAACCCAGGCGGACUGCUUGAUCUUUCAGCAGGACGUCAGCCUCUUCAGGGGCACCGCCAAGUGCGCGCCGUUCCAGAAGGAGACCACACCGUUUCAGCUCACCGCUGAGUCGUGGUCUCAACUCAGCGAGUUCGUCAGCAGCCUGAACCUGACUCUGCUGUUUGACCUGAACGCACUGCUGCGGGACCCGGACGGUCGCUGGAACGGCACCAACGCCGGGAAGGUGGUCAGCACGCUGGCGGAGGAGGGACUGAGCGUCGUCUGGCAGCUGGGCAACGAGCCCAACAGCUACCAGCACAAGUUCAGCUACUCCGUGGCGCCGGAGACGCUGGCUGCUGACUUCUUACAGCUGCGUCAGCUGUUGGGACCCGCCGCCCAGCUGGUGGGACCAGACGUGAACCGACCCAAGGUCAAGGGUCAGCUGGAGCAGCAGCCGGUCGACAUGCCCGCCCAGCUGUACCUGCAGGGGUUCCUGCCCACCGCCGGAGCGGCGCUAAACGCCGUGACCUUUCACCAAUACUACUUCGACGGCCGCACCGCCACCGUCGCCGACUUCACCGACCUGCGCCACCUCGCGGUGCUUCAGCGCCAAAUCGCGGCCGUGCGCCGCGUGGCCGCUGGUGCUGCCAUCUGGCUGUCGGAGACGGGCAGCGCCUGGGGCGGCGGCGCGCCCGGGCUGAGUGACGCCUACCUGGCCGGCUUCCUCUGGCUGGACAAGCUGGGGGUGGCGGCGCGGCAGGGCGUCCAGCUGGUGGUGCGCCAGGCGCUCUACGGCGGACACUACGGCCUGCUUAACGCCGAGAUGAGGCCCAACCCGGACUACUGGCUGUCGUACCUGUACAAGCUGGUGAUGGGGCCACGGGUGCUCAAAGUCCGAGUGUCGGGACCCAAGACGGUGCGGAUGUACUGCCACUGCGGACACCGGUACCUGCCUGAUGAUUCCGUGUCUUGCUUUACCUUGAACCUGGGUAACGCGCCCGAGAAGGUACGCCUGGACAGCAGCAUGCAGGAGGGAGGCAUCCAAUACAUGCUGACUCCCCCCAACGGCAACUUGACCUCAAGGGGUAUCCUGUGUAACGGCCAGCUGCUGCAGCUGGAGCAGGACCGGCUGCCGGCGAUGCCCGUCGCCCUGCUGGAGCCGUCAACGUCACUGACGCUGCCCGCCUACAGCAUGGCCUUCCAAGUGUUCCGGCGGGCCGCGCCGCGCUCCUGCUUGCUGGAGGUCUGAGGAGCGCGGCCGCCGGCAGCGACGGCGCCGAGGCCGCUGGGGGUAAGGCGUGGAGCCGUGGGGAGCGGAGCAGAGGAUCUGGCAGUGCGGGUUUCACAGCGAACAGCGGAGGGCGAAUGGCUACUGACUCUGAACUGAGGUUACACUGAAGCCUCAGGUAUAGCUUUGACUGGAUCUUAUGGAAGUAUCGCAGACUGAGGGCCAUUCUGCUGUUGGAAGAUUAUGCGAAUCCGUCGUCAAGGUUCAGGUCCACGGUCUCGGUCAUCACAAUACCCACGCGCACGGGACCACGUUGAAGUCCGAGCAGUGACGCGACGUCUCGCGAGACCGUCUCACCAGCGUGCGUCUCACCAAGAGGCGUUUCCUUCAGCCGCACCACAGUCGUGCCCGCGAGCGUUUCACGCGUGGUCUGCGGCCCGCGCGUCGGUCGCCGCGGCCGCCAGCUGACGUCUGUUCCGUUUACUCCGCCCUGGUGAGUAACGCUGCAGCAGCGUCGCAGUCGCUGAGGCGGCAGAUCCACCAGCUUUGACACUGUUAAGGCGUGGCGUCAAGGUCCCGAUGGUGUGUUGCCUCUGCCCGCGCGCACAAUCCGUACCAAUCGCCGCUGCAGCAGAGCUCCCAACACGGCCGACACGCCGCUGUUUUUGUCAGGUGCACCUCCGGCUGGUGCUGAGGCCGUUCUAUGAUACCACUGGCUAUGUGAGCUCCCAGGGGGAUGCCUCGCUCCUGUCACUGUCCGUCGGGUCGUGGACGGAGGUCGGAGCCUGGCUGAGGCCCAGCAGCCUCCAGGCGAGGGAGGGGAGGUGUGUGUGUGUGUGUGUGUGCUAACGGGAACAAUCCGGCCAGUCGCUGACGGCGCGGAGAUGCGUGAUAACGAUCCCGCCUUGCUUGUUGAUAACUGCUCGCUGUGAGACCCGAGCUGUUCAUUCUCAAAUACGCUCUCCUGAAAACAUGCAUACGCCAAUACAGUUUUAUGUAAAGAUGACAUGAUUGCACUUGCACUGGAGUACACGCUUGAGCACAGCAUAACUUCAUAUCAGAACUGGGAUCGCCAGCAGCGCGCCAUCAGCGGACCAAUACGCAUCCGGGACCGGGAGCGAGGCAUCGCGUAAGCGGUGUGUAAUGCGGACCGCACAGGCGCCGGUCGAUGGCACUGUCACGGCAUCAGCUCAUCACAAGCGGGUGAGAUGCCGAGGCCGUUAAAACGAGGCUCGCAUCUCUCACGCACACAUCCAGCCUCCCUUCAAAC